CCAACAACAAAACCCCCCCCCCCCCAAAAAAAAAAAAAAAAACCCUUCUUUUUAUCUAUCUGAGUUGCUGAGGAGAAAGGAGGAAAGAAAAGUCCACAGGGAACGAUGUCUUCCCCCAGCAAGCGGCGAGAGAUGGACUUGAUGAAGCUGAUGAUGAGUGAUUACAAGGUCGAGAUGAUUAACGAUGGGAUGCAAGAAUUUUAUGUGCAUUUCCACGGACCCAGUGAUAGUCCUUAUCAUGGAGGUGUGUGGAAAGUUAGAGUUGAGCUGCCAGAUGCGUAUCCAUAUAAAUCUCCUUCCAUAGGCUUUGUCAAUAAGAUCUACCACCCAAAUGUUGAUGAAAUGUCAGGUUCGGUUUGUCUAGAUGUUAUUAAUCAGACCUGGAGCCCUAUGUUUGAUCUUGUUAAUGUAUUUGAGGUAUUUCUGCCUCAACUUCUUCUGUAUCCCAAUCCAUCAGACCCUUUAAAUGGAGAAGCUGCAGCUUUAAUGAUGCGUGACCGUGAUACUUAUGAACAAAGGGUUAAAGAGUACUGUGAGAAGCAUGCCAAGCCUGAAGACGUCGGAGCUGUAACAGAAGAAAAAUCAAGUGAUGAGGAGCUGAGUGAAGAUGAAUAUGAUUCAGAUGAUGAUGACCAGGUGGCCGGGGAAGCAGAUCCCUGACCAGAUAUAUUCAUGCAUGCUCCUGUUCAAUCUCUUCAUUUAAUCUGUAAAUGUUGUCGUCCAUGGUUGUGUUUUUUCACCGCAUCACAUGAAGAGGAAUGUAAUGAACCUAGUCAUUGGCGGGGGAAAAUUCCUCUGCCUAAUGUUAGAUAUACCAGUCAUUGUAAAUGAUGUAUAAUUGAAAUAAUCUUAUUUCUCCUUCCAAGUUCCAA
Prosopis cineraria is the source of this 872-nucleotide messenger RNA. Its product is annotated as ubiquitin-conjugating enzyme E2 5-like. The record is from RefSeq and is a predicted model, not a curated record. Gene Ontology annotation, molecular function: ubiquitin conjugating enzyme activity. The transcript is spliced from 6 exons. Gene Ontology annotation, biological process: protein polyubiquitination; ubiquitin-dependent protein catabolic process. Gene Ontology annotation, cellular component: nucleus. The coding region runs from base 106 to 660 and encodes 184 amino acids. NCBI's taxonomy places the organism in Eukaryota, Viridiplantae, Streptophyta, Magnoliopsida, Fabales, Fabaceae.